Molecule: messenger RNA, 1070 nt
Organism: Salvelinus namaycush (lake trout)
Lineage: Eukaryota; Metazoa; Chordata; Actinopteri; Salmoniformes; Salmonidae
Product: thymidine kinase 2, mitochondrial-like
Exons: 10
Coding region: 269-958 (229 amino acids)
Biological process (GO): nucleobase-containing compound metabolic process
Cellular component (GO): mitochondrion; cytoplasm
Molecular function (GO): ATP binding; deoxynucleoside kinase activity
Source: RefSeq, a predicted model, not a curated record
UGGAGCGGAAAUUCACGGUCGAGCGCUGUGUGUUUCAGAUAAUUAUGCGAGAUUUCCUUUACAUCUAUUUGUAUUAACAAUUUGUGGAGAUCUGCUACACGACUAUAUUCUCACACUGCUGUCACGUCAACGCGAUUAGUGGCUAUUCGCUGCAAAAGAUUUGGUGAUACGCGCGGUGAGCUCUGCCAGACGAGAGGCCAUAGCAACAAUACACAGCACGUCUCAAGUACUGAUUUAAGCUGAAACCAAGAAGUCAGGUUAUCUCACAAUGCAGUCUUACUCUACCCAAGGAAAGCUGGUGCGGAGUGGGGAGAAGAAUAAGUUAGUGAUCUGUAUAGAGGGGAACAUUGCUAGUGGGAAGACAACAUGCCUAGAGUAUUUCAGCAAAACCAGUAACAUUGAGGUGCUGACUGAGCCAGUUUCCAAAUGGAGGAAUGUUCGAGGGCACAACCCCCUGGGGUUAAUGUACCAGGACCCUACUCGAUGGGGCAUCACUCUACAGACCUAUAUUCAGCUAACCAUGCUGGACCAACACCUCUCAACAAUAUCAGCCCCAAUGAGAAUGAUGGAAAGGUCCAUCUACAGUGCCAAGUACAUCUUUGUGGAAAAUCUUUACAGAAGUGGGAAGAUGCCCGAGGUGGACUUUGCUGUUCUUAGUGAGUGGUUUGAGUGGAUCACUCAGAACAUUGCCAUUCCUAUGGAUCUUAUCGUUUACCUCCAGUCGUCUCCACAGACCUGCCAUGAGAGGCUGAAAGAGAGAUGCAGGGAGGAGGAGAAGAUCAUUCCUUUGGAAUAUUUAGAGGCAAUCCAUCAGCUGUAUGAAGACUGGCUGAUAAAGAAGACGUCCUUCAAUGUUCCUGCUCCAGUCCUUGUAAUUUCGGCAGACGAUGACCUGCAGAAGAUGAUCCACCAGUAUGAGGAGAACAGAGAGAAGAUUUUAUCAGGGAGCAAUGUGUGACUGAAGUACAGUGGUUUCAAAAAGUAUUCAGACCCCUAGACUUUUUCCACAUUUUGUUAAGUUACAGCCUUAUUCUAAAAUUGAUUAAAUAGUUUUUUCCCCUCAUCAAUCG